CCAGAGAGAAUGUGCGAUAUAUAAGCCACUAAGCUGACUCGCUAUUCGGUAGUUUUUUAACUGCGCCGGAGACGCACACUUGUACGACAAUGGAAAUACCGAAGUUAUUGAUAUUGCUGUGCUGCUCAUACUAUGGGUUUGCUUCACACCACGGUCACACAAUACCAGUGGAAAACUAUGAAACUGAACUACAAGUCCUCGGUGAAUCUGUGGAAAUUCCUGAAACACCCGUCAGAGUGGUCAAAAUCACCAAAACUGUAGCUGUCAAGGUCCCAGUGCCAUAUCCAGUGAAAGUGAUUGAGAAAGUACCUUACCCUGUUCACAUUAACAAACCCUACCCAGUGCCAGUGCCACAGAUUGUAAAAGUUCCUCACGUUGAGUCUCCACCGAAGUUACAUGCGCACGAAGCUCUCGGUAGCCAAGAUGGCCAAAGCCACUUCCCUGGAAAUUCUUACCAGGUUCAAGAAGCACACUCUCGUGACGGACCCUCCGAUGACUCAUAUGGACCAGAAAUACAAUCCUACAAUGGAGACAACUCGGGCCACAAUCACGGUUUUGCGUCUUACGGCGAUGAGUCUUCAGAAGGAUCCCCUGGUGGCUCGUAUGGAGGGCCAUCACACACCUACUAUGGUAACAUAGGCGGUAAUGAUGCUGAAUCUUUUGAAUCCAAAAAUUAUAAUCAAGCAAUAAAAGACUACAUUCAUAAAUCGAACCCUAGCGGUCACACAGGUUUAAAUUAUCAUUAAAUGUUUCAAAGAUGUUAAUAUUAACGUACCUGACUGCAUUCUUUAAAUAAUAAUAUUUUAUCUUUAUAUCUGUACAUAUUGUUAUGUUCAUGUUUGUGUGAUUUGUGACAGUAGUGUGUUGGAACAGUAGUAUUGUUAUCGUACAUAAGCAUAUUUUUGUUAUUGUUGUUACUAGAUGUGUAUGGCGCAACGUUGUUAAUUUUGAAAUAAAUUAUUAAAAAUAAAACGUUAUAAUAUUUAUGUUCAUUUAUUUCCAGUGUCAAUAUUACCACAUCUAAUUGAAAAUGUAAACGCUAAUGAAUUUAUGUAGAUAUAACCAUUUAAAUUAUGAGGACAUGGUAAAUUUGGGUAAUAUUUUUAGCCAAUAAUAAUAUUCUUACAAAUUUAAAUUCUCUUAAAACUUAGGAAUGCACAAAGUAAUAAACGCGUGACAGGAAGGUGUAGCCCUUUCACCUUUUACUGUAACAUUACACAAUGAUUAAGUUGUGAAAUAUCUAAUUUGCUUAUUACAUAAAUCAUUACACCACCAAAGAAAGACAUUCCAUUUUCUUGUAAAAAAAACAAAACACAUUACAUAUUUAAUCUUAUAUUUAGUUACGCAAUAUAUGUAUAUAUACAUAUAUCUAUAUAUUCUGAAAACGAAAGUAAAAACAAGUAAAUUCGAUUCCUGUUCUGAUUACUUACUUCCAUGUAAGAUCGACAAUUUUAGUUAAUAAUAAAACAGUGGAUAAACAUUUUAAAACGAAGAAAAAUAAUUCACUCUUGGUCGUUUCCCCGAAUUAUCGUCGUCUAAAUCACCGCACAGUUCAUCAUUUUCAUCAUGGAUAGGGUUGACUGCAAUAAUAGGUCGUACUACUUCAGGCUUUUCAUCCUCAUCUGACACGUACAUCCGAGUGAGAUCAGAAGCAACUGAUGCCGUCUCGCAAACACUAAAAAAUACAUGAAAGUAACUAACAUUUUCUCAUUUUUGUCGUUUUGCAUGUCUAUCGUAAUUGGUAACACAUGGCAAUCAUACCUGUAAUGUUCAGAAUCAGGGACAGGCAGGUUGAAGUGUGUGGUUUCUUGUUUGAUGCUCAUGAUGGUAGGCAUCAUGAGGCCGGAGGCCGGGAAGGUAGCGCCCGUCACAGUCGCAGUCGAGCUGAUGGCCACCGGGCCCGUGGCCAGCAGCAGCGGGGGAACCGACACCUCCGUGUCCUUCACAGGCAGCUGCUGCAGAUUGACGAUGUCCGACUGCGCCUCCUCAUCACUUUUAAUGAUACUACUACAAGAAAGACACGCAGGUAUGUAGGCAGAACAACAAUAUUUUCAUGAACCUUAACCUGUAAUCGAACCAUACUUUGACAACUAAUUAGGUAUAAAAUAAAGAAAAACGAUAGUUAUAUGAGAAAAGUACACAAGGGUAAUGACCAGACCUAAAUUACUAUUUCACAACUGGAUUAGCCGUUAGCUCUAUGUUUGACGCGUUCCUAAUAUAUAUAAACACAUACCUAAGUAAUAUAUCUUAAUAAACAAUUCCUUUUACCUUCCCAAGUUUAAGGCUAUUUUGUACUCUUGUGAUUUUUGCACCACUUCCAACCAGUUGUGUUUAUCAACAUCACCGCCUUCUGAAUUAAACGAGGAGCUAGGCCUAGAAUACAAUUUAUACAUAUUAAGUUAUUCACCAUUUAUUUUUCAUACAACUAGUUGACUAAAUAGGGGGUGCUUGACAAUGUAUUAGAUGAUAGUUCAAUUUGAAACUACACAUGAAUAAUAUAUAGCCUAUUUUCAGGGAAGGUUGUAAGGCUUUUUAGCACAUCUGGACCUUUUAAACACGACGGGAAAUAAUUACCCAAAUGCAGUUGCGGAAAGAUACUGCUAUUUAUGCGCCUAUUCUAAUGACAGAGAGAUGAAACCAGUUAACUGCAUCAACUGCCUAUAGUAUUGUAGGAUUUAAAUGAAACGAGAUAAUUGUAGCAUGCUGAUAAUAAUUUGUUGUCGCCUCGUCCAAACACAUCGAUAAUAUAAUUACAGCUAUUUUUGUAUGACAGAUGAUAGUAUCUAAAUUGUAAAACAUUGAAGGUUGAAACUUAGUCCUAACUAACUACUGACAUUCACCUGUUUCAGAUAAUCCAGGUUGGCAGUUUUAAUGAAUAGUAUUUCCUACACUUAUUUGAAAGAAAAAAUAUUUGUAGGGUCAUCACAUCAUAGGCGCGAUAAAAAUCAACCUUUCUGAAAUCUUCGCAUAAUGGUCAUAGCACAGGACCAAUUUAAUCUUAUACCAUGUUCCUAUUGAAGAAGAAUUAAGGGAACCGCAAAAAUUAGUACAUCAAAUCCCGUAACUACGUUUGUGCGCUAUGUGUCGAUUGUGGAUUACUUAACUAUAUUUACUAGAUAUAAAAAACAAAAUAUACUCACAUUGGUGUGAAAUUAACCAUGGUGGCUAGGUGUUUUUGUUUAUGGAUCUGAUAGAAAUUGUCAGAAUUUUCUAUCAUACUGAUAUCUUUUGUGAGAUCAGGCAAUAACAACAGAUUUUCUUGUUGCAUCGAAUUUGAAAUACUACUGUCCGAUAUAUCAUUUAUAGAAAACUUGAGUUUAGCUGAAAUAUAACAUGAUAUUUCGUAAGCUAAAUCAUGGUCAAAUCAUUUAUAGAAUGAAUACAUAAUUAUUUGAAACUCUCAUUUUAUAACUUUAGAAACUUACAUUUAUCUAUAGGUGAUAUCUUUCCGGCCACGUCAUAAAGAAAAUCUGCGGUCCAGAAAUGAGGUAUUCGAAUAAAAACUUUGCCGGAGUCCACAGGCAUGUGAAAUCCUAACUUGUGCAGCAGCUGCAGAAACUUCAGAUCUUUACAAAUAGACGCCUGCUUGCAGUUCCAUGGCACCAGCGGGAUAGAUUGAUUCAUAACUACAACAAAACGCAUACAAUUAUGAAUUACUUCAGAUAUAUUUAUUUUCUUUCCUUUAAAAGCAGUUGCCUCACACUAGGACUUGUCGUGGAUUAUUUUAUAAACAUACAAUUUCACAUACACAUAACACCCUGACGCGGAUCAAUAAUUAAUUUGUGGAUCACACAGAGAUGCUUCGUGCGGGAAUCGAACCCGCUACACAUUGCGCUGCAGUCGGAUACCCAGCCACCGCGACAACCGUGCACGUAAUUACGCGUAUGUGUAAUUUUGCAGUACAGUCAAUUAUAAAAACACUAUAAACAAUACUUACGCAGGGAGUGAUACGAUACUGGAGACAGUAUGUGCAAAUCAUUAGAUUUCUUCAACUUGCUUAACUUAGUUUCAUUUUCUUCUAUAGUAUUGUCACCCUCACUUUUUCUUGCCAGUUUAUCCAAAUAUAUCUUAGCGAAGCAGGUCUCCAAUAAUACUUUUUGGACCCAAUCAAGGAACUUAGACUUCCCAUCUUGUGUAAGUUGUUCACAAAGCUUAUUAAUUUCAUCGUCUCUCAUCUCUUUCAUAACUUGUACAGUUUUUAUAUUCCUGUCGUUUUCACCUUUCACAAACUUAUCAUAAUCUUCUUUGUUUAUCAGGUUUUGAGUGUAAAGCUCUUUUAUAACUGAAUCCCUCGAUUUAAUGAUUCCGUCUUCUUUAUACAGUGUAAUGAUCUCGCCAACUACAUCGGGUAAAGCACUGCAUUGCAUGUAAUUCCAACUCAAUGAUGAUAAUUCAUCCUCUGUCCACCUGUAACAUUUUAAUAGGAUCUGGACUCUCCCUUUCCUUUUUCAUUAGAGACGCAGCUUGUGUUACUUUUAGUCGUUGGUUUCUUCUCGUCAGCCUCAAGUGUAUCUGGCUUGCUCUGUGCUGGGGGACUAACUGUAGGCUUUGGUACAAUUUUGACAUCAUCAAAAUUCUCAAUAUCAAGUCUGAAGUUCGCGGUACUUUGCAGAGAAUGGGGUUUUUUUAUAAAAGUAUUUAUCACAUACUCGAUAAGAUCCGACCAAUCCUGUAACAGACAAUGUAUUAAAUUAAAAUUACACUGUUACACACUGGAUUUUGUUGUACAAGUACAUUUUUAGUUACUUCAUCUUACAUCGCAUAUUUCAAAUUCAGAUUUCCAUAUAGAAGUAAAAGUCUUCAAGAUCUUCGGUUGGAAUAAAGUUAUUAAACUUUCAAGCUCGCCUCCGACGUGGUGCAUCAGGGUGAAUAUACAGUCAUUGACGAACUCUCCGUUACCGGCGUAGUCUUCCAAUAGUAAUCCAUACUGGUACAUUAUUUCAGAUGAAGCAAAUCUGUCCACCAAAGCAUUUACCAUUAAAAUUAUUACUUUCAAUAAACAAAAUAAUAUAAUAGGGUAGUUUCUUAAAUUUUAUUUUAAUGUCCGUUUGGUACAUUGUUUUUUACAAAAUUAAAUACUUUCGACGAUAUAUACGACGUCACAACGUCACACGAUAUUUCAAAUUACGAUACACGCUGUGGCGUGUAGCACGUUGUGACGUAAUGACCUCCCACUCCUAAACUUAGCGCUAUUUUAUCUAAGUAUUGCAACUUAAUACGAGAAAAUAAAAAAUACGUGUCUUAUAUUUUUUCAUGUAACUGAUUGAUUAAUUAGAUUUUUAAUUUUGGUACCCUGAAAACUACCCAGUUUAGUUGAAAUGUAGAUGUCGCAGUCAUCUGGUUUAAUAUGCUAUUUGAUUUAUUGGCUAACACGGUAAUUGAAUGACUUAAUUGAACGUCAAUUCAGAAAUUUAGUCAAGUCAACCGGAACCAAAACCAGUAAGAGCGAAUUGAAAAAUUACAGGAUUACUGAAUGAAACCACUGUUCCGGAGAUAAGCACGUUCAAACAAACAAACUCUUGAGCUUUAUUACGAACUAGCUUUUACCCGUGGCUUCGCUCGCUUCACAAAAGGAUAUAAAGUAGCCUAUGUGACAUAUACCAAUACACACAGCGCCAUCUAUACCAAUAAUUUCGGUUUCCCUCGAGAAUAUCAAAUUUUUCCGGGAUAAAAAGUACCCUAUUAUUUAAUCCAGACUUCUAACUUCACAUCUGCAAAAAUUCAAAGCAAUCGGUUUAGUAGUUACGGCGUGAAAGUGGACAAACAAACUCACUUUCCGAUUUAUAAUAUUAGUAAGGAUAAUAAAGUAUAAAAUUAAAAGUAUAAAAAAGAAUUUAAUAGGAAACUGAAUUGAAAAAAAAUCUUCUAUCUAUAAUAUAAGGUGUUUGACGCCAAAUUUUUUUGGUGACUACUAACACCGCCGACCGGCAAACAGAUCUCCAGAAAAUUAGUAGUAGCUAUUUUAUAGAUACUAAAACUAAAUAAAGUCAAUAAGUUUUAAUAAUCUAAUAGUUUUAAGUUGGAUCCGAAUAAAGGGUUAUUUUUAUUCAAUCAUAUAGAUUCAACUAGACGACUGCGACAAAGAGCCGAUUUUUCAAUCAUCGGUUACUUCUGAACUGUAGAAUAAAUUGACAUUUGACCGUUUUUAGUAUGGACGAAUAAUUGUGAAUCAAAGUUAUUCCUCAGUUAAAAUUUAUCUGGCGUUGCAAUAAUCGUGCCUAAAUGGUGUAACUCAAUAAAAUAAUUUUCAAACGUUCCGUCAAGCCAAGCAUUGUUACAUAAUUGACGUGCCCCGAUAACUCUGGAACUUUUUGAACAUUUUCAUGAUUUUUUCGAGCAUAGUUCUAAGAGUUCUAGUAAAAUUAAUAAUGCUACAAAACUCUUACUGUCUGAUGUGGUCAAGCAUGUUCGUGGAACCAUUGUAUUCCGGCAAUUUCAUUGCGCUGUCGAGGAACAUGAGUAAGAUGUGGUUUGUCACUAUGACAUCCUGAAACAGAAAAUUAUCAUUAUAUAGAUAAAUCCAAACUUCUGAGAUUAGUACCAAGAAUAUUGAAUACACACAAAAAAAACCCGAAACUAUAAUGAAACUUUACGAGUCACGAUUGGUGACUGGUUUAGUGGUCGCAAAAACUUAAACUAUAAGUUGAAUAAAUAAUCUUAUACGACAUGCAAUACAUGCCUAGUAAUUUACUUAGCGUUAGCUUCUUUUUAAUUAAGGUUUUCUCAUAUACUCAUUACCUAAGUAACAGGUACUAAAUUCUAACUAAUAAAGGACCAUAUAUAAAAAUUGCCCAUCAACAGAUUUAAAUAAAUAGAUAUUGACGAUCUGAUAUGUAUAUAGUACGGCUUUUACAAUAUUAUAAGUUCGUGUGUAUGUUUGUUACUCAAUCACGUCAAAACAGCUGAAGGGAUCGGGGUGAAAUUUGGAACAAGAGUGAUGAUCACACAUGGGCUACUUUUUAUCCCAUGAGACCGCGGGCGAAACCGUUGGCAGAAGCUAGUAAAAAUACAAAUUAAAUAAUUAUAUUGUUUUAUUUUAGUACUCAGUUGUUGCAGUAACGACACAGGUGAAAAUCCUAGUGUUGGGCAACGUUUGAAAAAGUAGUUAGAGCAGCAAUAAAAGUAAAUAACCUGUCAAAGUUCAUGAGUUUCAGCCUAGUGACGACAGUCAGAGGGAUGGACAGAUGGACAUCAAAGACUAAGUAAUAUGGCCUACAUGUAUCCCUUGGGUACGAACCUUAAUUUCAAUUGAAAGUGUAUGUAAACUUACGGUAGAUGUCAAUAAUAUUAUCGAGUUGCCAAUACCAUUACAAUACAAAAAAUUGUAGGUCGAAACCCAUGUUCUUUUGCAGCGUCCUUUUACAAUUGUGAUGUAAAAAACAUUUUCUCUGUGUGUUUUAUGUUUACCAUAAAUUUUACCCCCCCCCCCCCCAUCAUUUUUUAUACAGAUCACAUUGCGACACUGGACAGUAAUAAGAGUUAUAGGAGCAUCGACACUAAAAAUGUUAUUUUACCUGGAGAUAUUGCUUUGAGUGAUACUUCGGAUUGUAGUGACGCAAUAGCAAGACUAGAAGCGACCUCAGCUCUUCAGUCUCGCACAUUUUAAGUUGCAAUUUAAGAAGUGCCUCCUGAUCCUCCUUACAAAUGUGUGAAAACUUUUUAUACACAUCUAUGGCCUGUAUUAUUUCCCUUAUAGCCGUAACGACCUGCGGAUACAUUAAUAUUGGUAUUGUUUUAAAAACACAUUACAUCACAUUAGAUUCUAAAAACUGCAUCAUUUAACGAUUUAUGUAUAUUUUUUCACUUAAAGUAAACAAAACAUAAUGACUUACCAAAUGAAGUCGCCUAAUAUUGGGCUUUAAGUCGUUGCCAUCUAAUUUUAUAGCCAACUCAAAUUGUUCACAUAGAUUUACCCCUUCUGCAGUUAGGUACGAAACUAUAUCAAUAGAUAAAACAGAGCUAACAUUUUCCAAAUCCAAUUCGAUUUGCGUAGCGAACUUCAGAAAGUAAGUGACCAACCAAAAGAAGUGCGAUGUGUCUAUUUCUAGUUGAAGGUUGGACAAAAUUUGGUUGUGAAGUGUCUGUACUAAUGAGUUAUAACCCUUCAAAAGGAAAUCCACGGUGAACUCUUUUAAAACGUUGGAUAUAUCAUCAUCUGUCGGCGUCUUAUGGGAUAAUCCUUGGACGUUGAUUCUGAAAAACAAAAAAUAAUAGUUAAGUAAAUCAAUUCACUAAGCAUAGGGAAACUAAAUCCGAAAUAACUGUCAUUAUUUCAACAUACAUGUUAGAUUUGCCUCUUUUGACAAUUUUCUUCCGCUUCCUGUCUUGCAUGGUAACGCCUGAGCGAGCCUUGUUAUUUACCCUCUGCUUGGGGUUGUGUGGCUUUUGAUGAACAGGUUUCUUUGAUGGCAACUCAUCUUCAUUGCUUGACGUCGAUAUUGACUCUUGAUUUUCGAUUUGUGUGCCAUAACCGCAAUCAGAAUUUUCUGAUAUCACAGUUUUCUUUUCAGUGUUACUUGAUGGUUGCGUCGGGCCACUUCUAUUAGUCUGAGCGCCUCCACUGCAAGACGUUGAUUGACCCUAUAAUUAGCAGUUUGAAAUGAAAUAAUCGUUAACACAAUAUUAAAAAAAUAUUUAGCCAUAGAGAUAUCAUAAAUGCAGCAUACGUUAUCGGAUUGCACAAUCUCAUCGUUGUUACUUUCUAUUGAAUUAUUUUUAUCUUCGUUAUCCGAUUCUUUUUCUUCGGUUGUCUGAAACGGUGGAUUACCAUUCUCACUUGUGUUGUUCAUUUGAGAAGACGCAUCCCAAUCCUUAUUAACAGAAUUGGGAUCAUCAUUACUCUUGCCGCUGCCACCCGUAUCUGAUGAAUCUGAUGUUGGCUCAGAAGUACACAUCGGUGACGAGUCGCUACCUAAGACAAAUUUAUAAUAUAAUUAUUAUUAAAUAUGGUUUCUUCUUAAAAGAAAUAAUGUGUGCAUUAUUCUCCGAGAGAAUACUUACCCCUGUCUGGUGGAGAUGUAUUGCUCUCAUUAUCUUCUGAACUUUCAGAUAAUGAAGCUUCUAUCCAUAAAUUGAGCAGUUUAUGCAAGGUCACGACAUGUUGGUCUUUGUACAGCAAUGCUAUUAAUUGAACCAUUGUUACUGCCCAUUUAUUCUGGAAGGAAAAACAAAUACAAAACACACAUCUCGACUCUUAAAACUUUUUCGCAUACCCACUUGGCAAUGUAUACACUGGCACACUGUAGCGUUUACACACAUGCUGUCUAAAACAGAUGAAUAAAAAUUUUAAUAAAUUAAAUAUGACAGUAAUUUAACAGACAUUAAAAAUAAAUUUGUUUGUUUACCUUAUAGUAAACUUAUAUAGUUUAGCAUGACUUACCGCAUCAGGAAUAAUCAUUAACUUAAUGAGAAUUUUAUCAAUACUUUGGCUAAAUAUAUUCCAUAAAAUUUGAUUCUGUACAGCGUGUGGCCCAUUAUAACUAGGACUUUGGCCACUGGGUUCCUCUGGUAUGUGUAAAAUAUUCCGCAGUAACAGAAGGCUGUUACUAAUGUUUGUGCAUUGCUCUGACGUUAGCUUAGAUUUUUGUUCGCAAUCGACGUUUUUCUUUAAGAAAUCUAUAACCACUUUAGUCGCACGGUGAUCCGUAAAAGCCACCUUGGUAGAAGCAAGCAAGUUAUUAAUUUCAAAAAUAGUAUGUCUCCCAAAAUCAUUUCUAGAUAUGACGUCAACAGAUAGUAAACACUCUAUAGGAAUUGUCAGAUUUACUAGUAUUCUAAUUAGUAGUUCUAUAGUCGCAUCUUCUUUGGCAUGAAUUAGAAGAGGUAUUAAAUCUUUUUUGAUGUUUUGUCCAAAGCUUAUACUUCUACGAUAUGUACGUAGAUAUUUAUCCUCUGUCAGGAUAUUGUGAAGAAUAGACUCCAAAGCAGCUGAAACGUACAAAAAUACACAAGUGAAAUCAGAUUUAUUUGUGGGUACGCUCAAGUAGACGUAACCGUGAAAAUGUACACCGACCAUUGCAGUUUUCGUUCACGUGAUAUCCAUCUGCAUGUAGAAAUCCGAGGUUGCUGAAUGUACUAUGAAUUUGUGGACUUCGAAGGACCCAUUCCAUUUUGUAUCUGAAACAAUGUCGAAAUGUUACAUCUUCUAUACCAACCGGACGAUUGCCCUUGUUAUCAAUUCAUCAUAAUUUUAUUUUAUUAGGUACCAGCGGACCCGACAGACGUUGUCCUGUAUAUUAUUAUAUUUCAAGCGAUUAGGGUAUUAAAAAAGUAUGAAAGGAAAGAUAUAAUGUGCACAAAAAAGUUGUUAACAUGCGACGAAUGUUUUACAAUAACCGCUCAAAACCUUCAAAAAUUGCAUCAAAUGCAAUUUGAGCCGAAUAAUACGAAUUAGUAGGGCUUUUUUUUUUUUUUUUUUUUUAAGGGGGGAAAAUCAUCGAAUGACUGCUCCCGCCUGGGUGAGGCGGAAGGGAGUGUCAGACUCUUACUGACUAAAAACCACCCCGUUCCUUCUCCUGCACGUCGAGCCGGAGCCCCGGUUACCCGUUAGGUUCUCCGCGACUCCGAAUCGGCAUCGGCCCUAUUGGGCCCCAUCUGUGGUGGUCUGAUGGCUCUUUGAGGCGCGCGCGGAACGCGACGCGCCGUACGCUCGGGUCUGUUUCUGGUCGGACGGGGAGCCACCCAUGCUCGCCGUCCGCAGGCCCGCGCUUACGGUGGCCGGAGAUCGUCCCGCGAUCCCCGACGCCCGGUGUGUCCUUCGCGAUGGCUGGGUUGCGAGGAGGCAGCGCUUCGCUGCCUCACGCGUCCCGCCUCCUCCUUAGCUAGCAUGACUGCUUCGCAAAAGGAGGAGACGGCAUCCCAGUCCCCCUCGCUCCGCAUCAUGGCCUGCACUAGGCCCGGACGCGAGUGGUCGCCAUCGCCGAUCACUUCCCUGAGGGCACGGCGGUGCUCAGCCCACGCAGGGCAUUCCGCUACGGUGUGUUCCACCGUGUCCUCAGGGCGGUCCUCGCAGUGAUGACACCCGGGCGUUUCCUCCCGCCCCAUCAGACACAGGUACCUCCCG
This is a messenger RNA of Spodoptera littoralis (African cotton leafworm), 11062 nucleotides long. NCBI's taxonomy places the organism in Eukaryota, Metazoa, Arthropoda, Insecta, Lepidoptera, Noctuidae. The record is from the annotation of a GenBank genome assembly.